UUGAAAACCCAGAACCCAAUCAGAGAGAACUCAGAGAAGCAGUGAUGGGUUUCUGAGAACUUAAAGCAGAAAGAGUGAAAGACCCAAUCUCUUCUUCUCAUUCCUUUUAACACGUUUUGUCAAACGGGUGGGUUUGAGCGGGUAUUUAAUGGGCGGGUUUCGGGCGGGCUCGCAGCCCGCGGGCCAAAUUGCCAGGCCUAUUUAUGCAAACUGUUUACCAUUAUCACUUUAAACCGAUAAUUGAGAGAACCCCUGCGGUGCCGCGCCGACCAAACCGGGUUGAUAUCGAUUUUGCAGCUAAUGAAACUGCUUGAAGGUUUCGCUGACAUGGAAAAACAAAAUAAAGCUGUUUCUGAUGCUCUGGUGGUUGAAGAAGUUGAGUAUAAAAAGAAGAAAAUUGUACAAGAUGAAGUAUCUUGUGUGCUCAAUCUUCGUAUCCUGUUCAAACAUCCAAUCCAUCCAAUACCUCCCUCUGAGAUUUUAAUGGCUGCUUCUUCCUCCGAAAAUACAAAUACAGUUGACAGCAACACUGCUUCUUCAUUAUAUGAGCUAAUGGAACUGCUUGAAGGUAAACCUGAACUGAUUGAGGGGGAUGCAAGAAUCCAAGAUGUGCUUGUUAACAGUGAUGUGGGCAAUCCUGAGGUAGAAGUCAAAGCGGUGGGUGAUGCAAUAUCUAUUCAAAUUGAUGAAUUUGGCUCCCAGCAGGAACUCCAAAAUGGUGUUUCAGAAAAUAUGGAGAAGUUCUUUUGCUCCCAGGCAUCAGCUCAUGGAAUUGAAAUGGCCCGGAAUUUCUGCGCAAUAUCAUCAGAAUUUUAUACUACAGAGGAAGCUUGGCAAGGUGAGGGUGCUAGCAUGUCUGAACCGCUUGCUCAGCCUAAUUAUGAAGAGGAAGAUCAGGAACAGUCUGCAAAAGAUGUAUCUGGGUCGGCUACUGCCACAACCACGUCGCAACUACAAACACCAAAUGCAAAGUCAAGAAAACAGGAAUGGAAGAAUAUGCAAGCAUCAGGUCCAUCUUCCCCGUCAUUAGGUGUGCUCAACUCAGUAGAGUCCUUCAAUGAAGCAGGUGGGAGUUUGAGUCCCCCCUCUAGAGAAGCUGCAGUUCCUCAACGUACGGCCAUGCAUGAUCUGGUAAAACAGCUAUGUGAUGAGGAAAGAGAAUACUUGCAAAAGCUGAGGGCAAAGGCGGCUACUGUCUUAGAUAGAAUAAAGAAGGAAGAAGCUGAAAAGAAGAAUAAAAUUGCAAAAGAUGAAGUAUCUAGUGUGCUCAAUCUUCCUAUCAUGUUCAAACAUCCAAUCCCUGGGGAUGCGAGAAUCCAAGAUGUGCUUGUUAACAGUGAUGUGGGUAAUCCUGAGGUAGAAGUCAAGGUUGUGGGUGAUGCAAGAUCUACUCAAAUUGAGGAAUUUGGCUGUCAGCAGGAACUCCAAAAUGCUGUUUCAGAAGAUACGAAGUUCUUUUGCUCCCAGGCAUCAGAUCUUGGAAUUGUAAUGGCCCGGAAUUUCCCUGCAAUAUCAUCAGAAAUUUGUAUUACAGAGGAAGCUCGGCAAGAUGAUGGUGCCAGCAUGUCUGAACCACUUGCUCAGCUUCAUUAUGUAGAGGAAGAUCAGGAACAGUCUGCAAAAGAUGAAUCUGGGUCGGCGACUGCCACAACCACGUCGCAACUACAAACACCAAAUGCAAAGUCAAGAAAACAGGAAUGGAAGAUUAUGCAAAUAUCAGGUCCAUCUUCCCCAUCAUUAGGUGUGCUCAACUCAGUAGAGUCUUUCAAUGAAGCAGGUGGGAGUUUGAGUCCCCCCUCAAGAGAAGCUGCAGUUCCUCGACGUACGGCCAUGCAUGAUCUGGUAAAACAGCUAUGUGAUGAGGAAAAAGAAUACUUGCAAAAGCUGAGGGCAAGGGCGGCUACUGUCUUAGAUAGAAUAAAGAAGGAAGAAGCUGAAAAGAAGAAGAAAAUUGCAAAAGAUGAAGUAUCUAGUGUGCUCAAUCUUCCUAUCAUGUUCAAACGUCCAAUCCAUGGGGAUGCGAGAAUCCAAGAUGUGCUUGUUAACAGUGAUGUGGGUAAUCCUGAGGUAGAAGUCAAGGUUGUGGGUGAUGCAAGAUGUACUCAAAUUGAGGAAUUUGGCUGCCAGCAGGAACUCCAAAAUGCUGUUUCAGAAGAUAAGAAGUUCUUUUGCUCCCAGGCAUCAGACCUUGGAAUUGUAAUGGCCCGGAAUUUCCCUGCAAUAUCAUCAGAAUUUUGUAUUACAGAGGAAGCUUGGCAAGGUGAUGGUGCCAGCAUGUCUGAACCACUUGCUCAGCUUCAUUAUGUAGAGGAAGAUCAGGAACAGUCUGCAAAAGAUGAAUCUGGGUUGGCGACUGCCACAACCACAUUGCAACUACAAACACCAAAUGCAAAGUCAAGAAAACAGGAAUGGAAGAUUAUGCAAAUAUCAGGUCCAUCUUCCCUGUCAUUAGGUGUGCUCAACUCAGUAGAGUCCUUCAAUGAAGCAGGUGGGAGUUUGAGUCCCCCCUCAAGAGAAGCUGCAGUUCCUCAACGUACGGCCAUGCAUGAUCUGGUAAAACAGCUAUGUGAUAAGGAAAGAGAAUACUUGCAAAAGCUGAGGGCAAGGGCGGCUACUGUCUCAGAUAGAAUGAAGGAUGAAGAAGCUGAAAAGAAGAAGAAAAUUGCAAAAGAUGAAGUAUCUGGUGUGCUCAAUCCUCGGAUCAUGUUCAAACAUCCAACCCAUCCAAUAACUCCCUCUGAGAUUUUAAUGGGUGCUUCUCCCUCUGAGAGUACAAGUACAUGGGCAGCUAAUGGAACUGGUUGGUGGUAAACCUGAUCGAACUGCUUGAGGGGGAUGCGAGAAUCCAAGAUGUGCUUGUUAACAGUGGUGUGGGUAAUCCUGAGGUAGAAGUCAAAGUUGUGGGGAAGCAGGAUCUACCCAAAUUGAUGAAUAUGGCUCCCAACGGGAACUCCAAAAUGCUGGUUCAAAAGUUCUACGUUGUUUAUUAUUAACAAUUAUCCAAAGUACUAAUUUAUUGAUGACAGUUAAGAAUUUCUAGACCUUCAUGAUCAUUUACUUAUUGUUUGUAAUGACUGGAUGUAUUGAUUAGGUAUCUCGGGUGUAUUGUAGUAUUGUAUUGUAGUUUAGUAUUUAUAUUUUUUUUUUAUCAUAUAUUACAACUUCGUGAGUCGAAUUCAGUGUUCUAUUUAUUAAUAAGAAGAGAUUAUGCCGUUAGACCAAA
Fragaria vesca subsp. vesca is the source of this 3223-nucleotide messenger RNA. RefSeq lists its product as uncharacterized. The transcript is spliced from 5 exons. Lineage: Eukaryota; Viridiplantae; Streptophyta; Magnoliopsida; Rosales; Rosaceae. The record is from RefSeq and is a predicted model, not a curated record. Gene Ontology annotation, cellular component: P-body. The coding region runs from base 301 to 2811 and encodes 836 amino acids. Gene Ontology annotation, biological process: deadenylation-independent decapping of nuclear-transcribed mRNA.